AUGACGAGGGAGGCUUUUAUUCCUCUCCUUGUCACCAUGAUGCUGGUGACAGGAGUCUGCAACACGAUAUUGAAUAAAUACCAGGAUAUGCAAUGUGUCAGAAAUUGUGACUCUCCGAAUCCGAGCGACCGCAAGCUGUUUGAGCAGCCAGUUAUCCAAACCACUCAAAUGUUCGUCGGCGAGAUGGGCUGCUUCCUUGUCGUAUUUCUAUCUUAUCUUCAUACUCGAUUUGUGGUUCCCCGCACAUCUUCCGCGCCUCUGUUCGCCGGUGGUUACCAGACCAUCAACAGCGAUGAACCCCUUCCAUCCGAAUAUGCGGAUGAAGAAGACGAGACGGAAGAGCGUCAGGACAUUGAUAACCGACCCGAUCCACGAAGUACUACCAAAGCACUUUCUCAAGCAGACGGCAAUCGCUCAAAACUGCACGGCUGGCGAGUAUUACUACUUGGCGCGCCUGCAUGUUGCGAUAUUCUGGGAACAACUAUGAUGAACGCUGGUCUCCUAUUUGUGGCUGCUAGUAUUUAUCAGAUGACCCGUGGCGCGCUUGUGCUUUUCGUGGGCCUCUUUAGUGUGUUAUUUUUGCGCCGCAAGUUGUAUCUGUACAAAUGGCUUGCGCUGGUGGUGGUUGUGGUAGGUGUUGCGAUUGUCGGGUUGUCUGGUGCCCUGUUCAGCGGGGACGGGCAAGGCGCUCAUGACCCUGUAGAUGUCGUUGCAUCUACAGCCCGCACCCCUGAAGCGGUCAGAGUUAUUAUCGGGGUUUUGCUCAUCGCCGCAGCACAGAUAUUUACUGCUUCCCAAUUUGUGAUCGAAGAAUGGAUCCUGGAAAAUUAUUCUAUGGCUCCACUGGCAGUAGUGGGAUGGGAGGGCGUUUUUGGCUUUUUGGUCACUGUGAUUGCUAUGAUCAUUCUGCAUUUGACUGUCGGUUCAACGGAGACUGGGCAGUAUGGAUAUUUCGAUUUGGAAGAGGGCUGGCGACAGGUUACUUCUAACAGAGCGAUUGCCGUAUCUAGUUUCUUGAUCAUGAUAAGUAUAGGUGGCUUCAACUUCUUCGGACUCUCCGUCACAAAAGCAGUCUCGGCAACAACCCGCAGCACCAUAGAUACCUCACGAACCCUCUUUAUCUGGAUGGUGUCAUUGGCACUAGGCUGGGAGAGUUUCAAGUGGCUUCAAGUCUUGGGCUUCGUGUUGCUGGUUUAUGGUACAUUUUUGUUCAAUGAUAUCAUUCGUCCACCCUUGAAGGCAUGCCUGCCAUCAGUGCGCAGACAGGAUGAAGAAUUGCUGCCUGAGGAGCCGAUUGAGCAUCUCUGA
This is a messenger RNA of Talaromyces atroroseus, 1308 nucleotides long. RefSeq lists its product as hypothetical. Gene Ontology annotation, cellular component: Golgi membrane; intracellular membrane-bounded organelle. Bases 1 to 1308 code for a protein of 435 amino acids. Gene Ontology annotation, biological process: pyrimidine nucleotide-sugar transmembrane transport. The transcript has 4 exons. NCBI's taxonomy places the organism in Eukaryota, Fungi, Ascomycota, Eurotiomycetes, Eurotiales, Trichocomaceae. The record is from RefSeq and is a predicted model, not a curated record. Gene Ontology annotation, molecular function: pyrimidine nucleotide-sugar transmembrane transporter activity.